CGCAAACCCCUACCUGUCUCCACCCCACCGCAAACCCCUCCUCCCUUCCCCUUCCAGAUCGCCGCCGCCGCCUCCCCAUCAGCUCCACCGGCGAGCCCUUCCUCACCGCAUCGCCGCCCUCACGCCCAUCCAUGGCAUCCCCCGCGCCCUUCCAUCAACAUCCAUGGCCUCCCCCGCGCCCUUCCUCACCGCAUCGCCACCCCAACCCCCUCCCUUCCUCUCCCCGACGCUCCCCUCGCUCCGGGCCUUCAUCCUCUCCGGCCAGAUCAACCGGGCGCGGCCCCUACCCUAGGCAGGGAGGGCGGAUCGCCGCUGCGCGGGCGCACGGGAAGGGGUGGCGGCGGAAGCGCAUCCCCAAGAUCUAGCCCGUCAAGCACCGUGUUGAAGUCUCUCCUUCGAGGAGCUCUAUGUGCGGGUGUGCGGAGGCGCUAGUGAGGGCGGUGGUGGCCUUAUUCGACGCCUUCCUCGUCGACUGCUUCCUCUUCUGGUUCCGCCGCUCCCGCCCCGGCCCCGACAGCCCCGCCUCCGCCCACCGGGAUCCGCUCGUGCCCAAGGACUGGACAGGGGAGGUGCUCCCGGCCUCGGACGAAGAAAGGUGCCCUGGGUUUCUCGGUCAGAUUUGUGGUUGACCUCUCUGCCGCUGGUUGGAUGUCUGUGUGGUGUUGUUUCAGGUUUUGCAGAGAGCACAUUGUCGAACCAGCAGUUGGCAGAUGGCAAUGACACAUAUGAGGAGCUUAGGCGAGAGAACACUACUUCAGUUAAUACACUAUCCAGUACUGCUAGUUCUCAUCUCGCUUGUUGUGCUUCUUGUACUGGGAGCACUCUUUGUUAUCCCAAGAUCUAACAUCAAAGGCAACAUGGUGAAUCUAGUACAGGCAUCGUUGGCCAUCCUCUUCGAGGCUGUGUUUAGGAUGAGCUGCAGCAGGACAACCUGUAGCAGAAGAACUUCGAGGGCAAGAUCAAGGAGAACCAGGAGACGAUCACCGGUUACCUCAUCCUCGUCGGCAUGGUUGGCUCCUUUGGCAGACCCCUCUUUGGCUCCGACCAACUUACUUUUGUCGCUGGCUAGCAGCAUUUCCAGGUGUUGUGUGUUCUGGAAGAUGGAAGAGGAAGAGGAAGAAAAUUUAUUUUUGUUGAACUAUUUUUUUGUAUUAUGUUUGUUGUACAUAUGAUUUGAUAGUUUUGUAUAGGAACAUGUGAUACUAUUUUGUAGGGAUUUACAGCCUGUGAUGUAAACAUAUUUAGUGAUGAAUUAUGAAAUUAUUUGCAAAAUUUAUCGAAAA
Triticum aestivum (bread wheat) is the source of this 1283-nucleotide messenger RNA. RefSeq lists its product as uncharacterized. The record is from RefSeq and is a predicted model, not a curated record. Lineage: Eukaryota; Viridiplantae; Streptophyta; Magnoliopsida; Poales; Poaceae. Bases 711 to 1172 code for a protein of 153 amino acids. The transcript has 6 exons.